GUUUCUUGCUCUUUUGUCGACGCUUCAGCAUCGCAGAACGUCCAUGGUUUUAUAGCCGAAGAAACGCGAAGGGCGCCAGGACACUCCUACAGUUGCCAUGGUCAAGCCUUCGCCUCAACUAUGCGCCCGCCUGCGCUUCACCACCAAGCAGGUUGGCCGCGGAUUCUACCGCGGAAAUCGAGCUGGAGCGAUGGGUGCUCACACCGAAUUCGGCCGUUACGUGAUCGACUGGCGGAAGACUGUACAUUAUAACAUGCCCGAGAUGAAAGACUUUCCACUCACACCCUUCGUGACCAUGGAGAUGGAACCGAAAAGCAGAGCCGAGGAUCGCCCCGACGGGACGACGUACGUACCGAGUCGGAUCGAUGCGCUGGAAUUCCUGAGAACUUGGAAAAAGAUCAAUCCAUUGGAGUAUGAUGGCAUUGUCGCUCAUCAGGAGGAAGAACGCCGACGGUUUGCGGCUGCAACAGCUGAACAGAACCAUGAGGAGACGCAGGAGCAGGAGCAGGGGCAGGAGCAGGAGCGGGCCCAGCAGGAGGCUGAACGGUGGGCCCGAGAACAAGCGCAACAGCGACCCCAGAAGCGGAUUCAAAAGCAAGUACAACAACAAACGCGAUCCAUCCAUACGACCAGGAGAUUGCGGACACCUGCCCAGGCUCCCGUGGUCCCAGAGCAACCCGACCAGCCGGGAAAGGAGUGGAAUCAAAUGUCCAGAGCUGAAAGGAAGGGACUGGUCAACAAAGCCACCACGUCGGAACUACGCCAGCUCAGACGAGAGCGCAAGGGCUCCAAAAUCACACCGCAGGAGAAGAAGGAAACCAAGAAAGAUGUCAAAGUGCGGCUGAGAAGGGAACUUCUUGGCAAAGGACUGUUCCAGGACGAGAAGGAGCUCCAAAAGCUGUUGACGGAAGAAGGCCGUCGGAGGAAGCGAGCCGGUCUGCCUCGCGCGACGGACGAAGAGAAGGGCCGAUUUUUGGACGGGUUACAGCACAAGACCGAGGCGAAGGGGCUGUUUGACAAGAUAUUCGGUGGAGGAAGGCAAUGACCAGAAUGCUUGCCCGCUAAAGCCUUGCCCCGACAUGGUAGAGGCUUUCAGACGCCCUCGAUGAGGAAUUCGCGCUGGCCAGCUGCCGCGCAUUGGGAGCCACUUGCUGCGGAGUGGCUUUAGCAGCGACGCAGUCUGAACUGCUGUUCACGCGACAAGGCAUCUUUGUCUGAAGGCCUCCCAGAGUUGGAAGCCUAUGGCCAGCCUCAUCGAACCACACAGCGCGGGGAACCAUGAGAGGGUACUGAGAAUUGCAAUUCCGGGGGAACAUUGCGAGCGUUGGACAGAGCCAUGUCACAUGUAUUAUUAUACUGCCUUGGAGGACGGGUGGUGGCGUAUAUCUACAGCGGCCCUGUCAAAGGCCUGUCUGUGGUUUGUCCGCCGCUUCCUCCUGCAAGCCUGCAAUACCCGUUUCUUCCACAUCGUCCCCCGAAACAUCCGCAACGCCAAGCCUCCAGUGCCCAUUGUCGAUGCCGGUGCCAGAAAGGGAGGAUCAGUAUAGAACAGUGUUCGUACUUAGUGGUAUCACGAGGGCAUGGUAUUAUGUAGUAAAACGAGGCCACUUUGACAAUCCCAUCCAGUGCAUAGAGGGUGU
Messenger RNA from Cladophialophora immunda, 1640 nucleotides. RefSeq lists its product as uncharacterized. The coding region runs from base 98 to 1045 and encodes 315 amino acids. Gene Ontology annotation, molecular function: structural constituent of ribosome. Lineage: Eukaryota; Fungi; Ascomycota; Eurotiomycetes; Chaetothyriales; Herpotrichiellaceae. The record is from RefSeq and is a predicted model, not a curated record. The transcript has 2 exons. Gene Ontology annotation, cellular component: mitochondrial large ribosomal subunit.